UGUGAGUUUGGUACCAGACGAGACGAUGGGGGCAGCAUUGGCAAGAGCAGCUCAGUGGACUGCUGCUGGUUCUGGAACUGGCACGCUUGAAAUCACCCCUUUGAACGAAUCUCUUUUGAAUCAAAUUAUUAAGUUUGUGGAGGACUUCAGCGCUAGGCACCCUCGGGAAGCAGCAGUUGUCUUCAGAGAACCCCUCGAGUGGAAAACACAGUUGGACUCCUCGGUGUUUGGAGAGGGGUAUGAGAUCAAUGAAGCAACUGUUCAGUCUGAAGCCAAAGGUAAAGAUGGCCAGCCACUGCUGCUCCUCACCGAAUCAACUCUCAGAGUUCGCAGUUUUGACCAGCUGUCCUGUUUGCUACAAAUUGCUAUGGAAAAAAAGUUAAAGGAAGCACAGGCAUGCCUUGAAGCCAACAGAGACCCUAUAGUGAAAAUUCUUGGCCCUGAAUAUGGAACUGUUGAAGGAGAAGAUACGUCCGUGUUGCAUUUACUCGAAAAAGUGAAAAAAGAUGAUGACCCUGAAACAGAGAUGAAAAUGAAAAUCCUUGUUCUUCUUCAUCAGUUUGAUACGCAACUGCUUAACAGUGCUUUGAAACAAAUUUCACAACAAGUAAGACUAAAUCCAGCUGCUGUAAAUGAUGAAGUGAAUCUUCUCAAGAAUUUCUCUGGAGAAGGAGAAGAUACAGUAUUGGAAUCACUGGAAUAUACAUCAGAUUACGUAUUCUCUAAUGGAUGCCAAGCGCCUCCCUGGAGACAAGUACAUGGAGAAAUUUGUUAUUUAGUCAUCAAACCACAUGACACUGAUCCUUUGUCCAUCACUUGCAGCACAGCAGGAGUGUUUUUAAAUGGAGGUCGGCUAGAGGGUAAAAAUGACAUUGACUAUGAAAGAAAAAGCGAUGUAUAUAAAGAUAUUGUGACAUUUCUAAGGGAGAUAUCACCUACAUUUGUAGAAAAUAUGGCUAAGCAGGAAUAUAAUUUUUUUAAAGAGCCAACAUACGAGAAGAGUUACCAGCCUGUGGAAGGAGCUGAUGCUAAGGACUCUGGCCAAUCCAAGAGCCUUCAUGAUUUUAAAGAAGAUAAUGAAAUAUCAACAGUCAUUGUCACCAUGGUUAGUAUUUGUACAACACCAGGCAAGUUUGAAGAUGUUGUUGAAAGUUCCUCAGAGACUGAGGAAGAUGAAGAACAGCCUGUAUAUCAUCAGGAAGGAAGCUCUGAUUUGCCACCAGAAUACUGGGGAAUUCAGAAACUUGCAAAGUAUUUAAAGGGAGGUAAUCCAACAGCUACUGUCAUCUCAUUGUGUUGUUUGAGAGAUUUCAAUCUGGCUGAAGAAACUUGUCAGUUGGCCAUCAGGGAUCUUGGAUGUCUUGAAGUGUUAAUUAAUCUACUUGAUACAGAAGAAAUUAGAUGUCAGAUUGGUUCAUUAAAAAUCCUGAAGGAAAUUAGUCAAAAUAUACUGAUCAGACAUGCAAUUGCAGAUCUUGGGGGUUUAGAGAUCAUGGUGGACAUACUGGACUCUCCAGAUGAAGAAGUAAAAUGUUUGGCAGCUGAAACGAUUGCUUAUGUUGCUAGAUUUAAAGAUGCCCGAAAGACAGUAAGGCAGCGUGCAGGCAUCAAGAAACUGGUUGGGCUGUUGAAAGGUACUUCAGUGGCAUCAACCAAUCUAACCCUAUGCCAAGCGAGAAAUACUGAAAUGGCACGCUGUGGUGCCUUGGCACUCUGGAGCUGCAGCAAAAGCACCAAAAAUAAAAAAGCAAUCCAUGAAGCUGGUGGCAUUCCAUUACUAGCUAGAUGGCUCAGAUGUUCAGUUGCAGACAUCUUAAUUCCUGUAGCAGGGACACUGCAAGAAUGUGCCUCAGAGCAAAGUUACAAACUUGCAAUAAGGACAGAAGGAAUGGUUGAGUACUUUGUGAAAAAUCUGAAUAGCGAAUAUGAGGAGCUACAGCUGCAUUGUGCAAGUGCCAUAUUUAAGUGUGCAGAAGAUAAAGUAACACGUGACCUGGUUAGACAACAUGGAGGUCUACAGCUACUGUCUGCUCUGCUUGAUAACUCUGAAAACAAACAACUUUUAGCAGCUGUGACAGGAGCAAUCUGGAAAUGUGCAGUCAGUGGAGAAAAUGUGUCAAAAUUUCACGAAUGUAAAACUGUAGAAUCUUUGAUAGAACUGCUUACUGAUCAGCCUGAAGAAGUCCUUGUAAAUAUUGUUGGAGCACUGGCAGAAUGUUGCCAAGAGCCAAAAAAUCGAUCUAUUAUCCGUAGAUGUGGUGGAAUACCACCUCUAGUGAAGUUACUUACUGGAACUAAUCAGUCACUACUGGUGAAUGCCUCCAGAACAGUGGGAGCUUGUGCAACAGAGCCUGAAAAUAUGAUAAUAAUUGACCGUCUUGAUGGAGUUCGUUUGUUAUGGUCAUUGUUGAAACAUUCUGACCCAGAUGUUCAAGCAAGUGCAGCUUGGGCUAUUUGUCCUUGCAUUGAAAAUGCUAAGGAUGCUAGGGAAAUGGUUCGAUCCUUUGUUGGUGGCUUGGAACUGGUAGUCAGUUUGCUAAAAUCAAAGAAUAAAGAAGUUUUAACAAGUAUAUGUGCAGCCGUUACAAAUAUAGCUAAAGAUGAAGAAAAUUUAGCUGUUUUAACAGACCAUGGAGUCAUCCCUCUGCUGUCCAAGCUAGCAAACACAAGAAACAACAAAUUAAGACGUCACCUGGCCGAGGCCAUUUCCCACUGCUGUGUGUGGGGGAACAACAGAGCUGUGUUUGGAGAGGCCAAGGCUGUAGCCCCACUAGUUCGUUACUUGAAGUCAGAUGAUCCGUCAGUUCAUAGAGCUACAGCUCAGGCUUUGUACCAGCUUUCAGAGGAUCCCAACAACUGUAUCACCAUGCAUGAAAACGGAGUGGUGAAGCUCCUACUGACAAUGGUAGGCUCUACAGAUGAAGCUCUGCAGGAGGCGGCAGCUGGUUGCAUAGCAAACAUUCGCAGAUUGGCUCUAGCAACAGAAAAAGCCAAGUAUGGCUGA
This is a messenger RNA of Chaetura pelagica (chimney swift), 3004 nucleotides long. It is a transcript of the gene ODAD2, whose product is annotated as armadillo repeat containing 4. The coding region runs from base 26 to 3004 and encodes 992 amino acids. NCBI's taxonomy places the organism in Eukaryota, Metazoa, Chordata, Aves, Apodiformes, Apodidae. The record is from RefSeq and is a predicted model, not a curated record. The transcript has 19 exons. Gene Ontology annotation, molecular function: protein binding.